Messenger RNA from Lepisosteus oculatus (spotted gar), 6003 nucleotides. It is a transcript of the gene rabl2, whose product is annotated as RAB, member of RAS oncogene family-like 2. The record is from RefSeq and is a predicted model, not a curated record. Gene Ontology annotation, molecular function: GTPase activity; GTP binding. Gene Ontology annotation, biological process: regulation of exocytosis. NCBI's taxonomy places the organism in Eukaryota, Metazoa, Chordata, Actinopteri, Semionotiformes, Lepisosteidae.
UAGCGUCUUUGCGUUGCGUGGUUACUGCUGAUAGUACGGUUUCGUCUGAAUGAGUCCGAUUUAAAAGUAAGGUUUUCUGCAGCAGAGAAUGAAAGGGCUUUUGUUAUAUCUAUAGAUAGAGUAUCGAUUUACUGACAUCAGUAGGUUACUGGAUGCUUUCGAGGACCUGAAAAGUAUUUAAUAUCUUUAGAGACUUGUUUCACUUUGAUCCAGAUAUUAAACAUGUCGACGAUGCAUUAAUCCAAUAUGUUUUCUACAUGAAGUGACAGUAAUCAGAGCUCGGCUUACUCUGUGAGAACUCUUGCUAGUUUUGAGACAUGGCUGGAGAUAUCGCGUCCCUUUCUGACCUGGAUCAAGAGAAAUACGAUGCAGACGAACAAGUCAAGAUAAUUUGUUUAGGUGACAGUGCUGUUGGAAAAUCCAAGUUAAUGGAAAGAUUCCUAAUGGAUAGCUACCGUCCUCAGCAACUCUCUACGUAUGCGCUGACACUCUAUAAAUACACAACGACAAUUGAUGACAAAACAGUGUUAGUAGACUUUUGGGACACAGCAGGGCAGGAGAGAUUUCAGAGCAUGCACCCCUCUUAUUAUCAUAAGGCUCAUGCUUGUAUCAUGGUAUUUGAUGUUCAGAGAAAGAUCACAUAUAAAAAUCUUUCUAACUGGUAUAUGGAACUAAGGGAGUAUCGCCCAGAGAUUCCCUGCAUAGUAGUUGCAAAUAAAAUAGAUGCUGAUAUGAAGGUGACCCAAAGAAAUUUUAACUUUGCUAAAAAACAAGGACUGCCAUUGUAUUUUGUAUCUGCAGCUGAUGGGACUAAUGUAGUAAAGUUGUUCAGAGAUGCAAUUAAACUGGCAAUGUCCUACAAACAAAAUUCAAGCGAUUUCAUGGAUGAAGUAAUGCGAGAACUUGAGAAUUUUGAACUGGAAAGAAAAGAUGACACUACUGAUAAAGAUAACGUCUCCAAGGAAGAUAAAUCCAAGUCAGCAUGACCAGUAUUGUGAUGACUGCAGAAUUCCAGGGUUUUACUUGAGGGAUCCUUCUUCUGGUACCAUUCUUGGUACCAAUAGGACGGAAAAAACAGUUAUAAAACAGUCCAUGCUGAAAAUGUUACUUUAAAGGCAUACAAAGCUUUUAUGGGUAGAAUACUGAUUUUAAUGUGUGUGCACGAUACAUGGUUUCAAAUAAGAGGUAUCUUUUAUAUAUACAAAAACUCUAUCUGUUAAAUAACAUUUAAAUAAGGAUAUAAUCAGCUUUGUUUUCAUUUAAUUGAUUUAAUAGUUCAUAGUUGCUUCUCAACAAAUUCUGUUUGUCAGUCCUCGUUUGUCCGGAGGAGAUUAAGUAAACAGCAUAAUACAGCAUUGUAUUUUCUGACAGAUUGGAUCUCCAGUAAUUGUACUAGAAUCGAAAACAAAUGCUUGCGUUAGUUUUCAUACUGUUUUGAUAGAGGAUCUUUAUUUAUCAAGAAUGUACAGUGUAUGAACACAUCAUCCUCAAUUUGAAUGAAUUGUGCAAUAUUUAAUUUAAUAUGCUCAAAAUAUUUCUUUCUUGUGCAUGGUUAUAUUUUCUUGAAGUAUAAUUUAAUUUUUGUACUUCUUUUGUUCUUUGGUGCCUGCUAAUAUAUUUGGCCAGUGUGCAAAGGAAUAACAAUCUGUUGAUUAAUCAAGCAGGAUUCAACUUAUUUUAAUUUUUACUGUAACAAUAAAAACUUGCGUUCAUUAAAGUCAGAAGGUGUAGACCAUAUGCUAUAAAAAGGGAGACCUGUAGAAACUGAAUUAUAUUUGGUUAAAUAUCUAGUCAUUUAUUGAUUCAUGAAACUGAUUUUCAAUUACAAUUUCCUGUAGCCUGAACUGUGAAAAACAACAAUGGUCACAUUGUCCUUCUAUAAAUCAUCUUUGAAAUUGUUUUGGAAAAAAAAUGGAUGCCAACAUCAGGGUUUUUAAAGGCCUGGAUUGCAGAAAUCAAUGGUUUCUUUUAAUUUCGACCAGGGUAUACAAAACUAAAUGAGGAAGAUGUGCACUGUUUGAAAUUAUUCAACCUGUCUCGCGCUAAGUAGCGCAAAAUCUACAAACGGUUGAUGUUCUAUAGUCUGUUUCCUAAUUACUGUGAAAGCCCAUGAUUGUAUGUACUUUUAAAGCUGUAUUUUUAUAUUAUUACUUAUUCUGUAUAGUAUUUGUGCUAGCAUGUUGUAUGUCUAUUGAAUGCUGUAUCAUGGUGGCUAUAAGGAACGUAGUCAUUUUGGUUCUUUCAGUUUCAUAUAUACAGUAUAUAGCUACAUUUGUGUGCAGUAAUGCUUUAUUAUAAUCUUUGCUGAUAAUAUGUGUUAUUUGGGAAUCACAGGGAAUUUAUUUUAUAUCUAUUCCUCAUGCCCUAUUACAAAAAAUAGUCAUUUGUGAGCUCAUUGUGCAGUAAGAUUGUACUUGUACUGUACUAAUUGUAAUUUAAUAAGGAUGCAAGGUUAAAUUGAAUUGCCCAUUCCCAUGCCCAUACACGGUCCUGUCAUGUUCACAUUGGGAUUUAACUACAGAUGGCUUUGUGUGUUCAGUGAUUUAUCUUUUUUUAAAGUCUUCAUUAUCAGUUUGGUUACAUGUGUAUAAAUAUGCAGUUUAAAAUUGGUCGCACAUUUGAAACUACCUUUCCUCCGGAAAAUAGAAAGAGACUUAUGAAAAGACAAAUAAGCUAAAUAUGUUUUGCUUGAACAUACUGUAACAGCUAAAUUUGGAAUUUAUUCAAUUAAACUACUUUUAUGAUUGAUUAUGUAAUCCACUGUUGCUCACAUGCAGUAGGUUACAUCUAAACCAUGAUAACUUUUACUUAAAUUAUUCUCUUUUAUGCUAAUAAACAUGAUUAGGUUUAAAACUUAAUAGCAUAGUUGCGCCAGUAUAAUCCAUUGUCCCCAGUAUUUUGUGCUUUAGAUAAGAGUAGUCCUGAUCUAAGUUGAUCACAAAUAAAAAUGGGGAGUAUUUAUUUACUAACUACAGAUCUUAACAUACCUUAUCAUGCCAUGCAUUCAAUGCAAAAAUAAGAAAGUUAAAGAACUGCACAAUCUGUAAUUAUUUUAAAUAGCCAAGGAAGUUAUUUGAGAGAUUACCAUUCUCUAGUGUGAAGCAAUAUACAUUAGGCAGUGAGAGCAACAUCAGUUACCAAAAACAAAAUGUCCCUUUUUUGUGAAGUUGCAGGGGAAGGUAUUGUGUAAAUAAAAACAUGAACACAAUUUUAUGAUCCUGGUAUGUAACCCAAAGAAAGCAUUUAGGGAGACAAUAAAACUAGACCCAGGAAAGAUUAUAAAGUUUAAUUAUAAAUUUAUUACAUAAUAUAACAAACAUAGAUCUCUGUGGUGUAAGUACUGUAUCACAACAACAAGGUUAGAGGGUUUGACUUACACUCCAAAUUCAUUUUUUAAAUAUCUCUUACAAAAAGGUGAGAAGCAUCUUUUGUUAAAAAGAGAAGCACUCGGUGGAUAACUGUGCAUGUGCCCAUUCUGCAGAUCUCCUCUUUUGAACAGGUGAAGCAGAAUGCGGACAGAAAGGAAAUGUUCAUCAGACGUCAUCUGUAAUAAAACUACACAGGCCACCUGUACGCAGGGAGAGCAUUAAACCAAACCUAAUGCAUUGACAUAUCUGUUAUAGAUCAUGAAAAAGACAACACAAUGCUGUUUGAUUUAAUAUCCCCUAAACUUUGAUGAGCAUAUAUUAAAUGUAUUUUUUAAAAGUAAAAGUGAAAAAGAGGUUAGCCGAUUUUUUGUAAGAUUUUUUUUUACAAAAGCAUUUACUUGACACUGAAUGCAAUGACAUUUCUCUAUGAAACGAGCUACCCUUUUCAAAUAACUGCACUGUAUUUAAACUAUGUAUACCUUUGUGUCUGUUCUAUAUAAUUACACUUGGAAAAUUUUGAAGAAAAGGUUAAUAAGAAAUAUCCUAUCAUAAGUAAUAGCAAUCCUGGAUGUUGUUCACUCAUUUUUCCCCUUUUCUGAUCUAGAUUAAUAGACAUUAAUCAAAGUUCAAAUUGAACUGAAGUAGAGAAGCAGUGGUCUUGUACCUUUUUUUAUCUGAUAUUCUUUUGCCAUUUGGCUGAGUGCUUUUUUAUUUUUCCUGGAUCACGGUUUGUCUAACUUUGCAUUUGUCUUUCAGGUGACAUUUGACAUUAUGCUGUUUAAUCCCAGACAUUUAUUUUUUUUUCUGGCCUUUGAAUUUUUUUCUCUAUAUAAAAUGUUUAUCAAGUCUCUUGGCUUGAUAAUGAUAAUGGCAGCAUAAUAAAGCAGUAAUCCCAAUAGUAUAUGAAAUUUAAUCCCAGUUACAUUUAAUUAAAUGUUCUUAUUAAAAAUACAUUCCUAGCUUAUUUAAUGUAGAUUCAGAUAGGUAAAGCAGCAGUUUAGUGCUUGAAAUUCUUUCUAAUAUAUACAUUUUAAUAGCAGCGCUCUCUGGUUUAUUGCCACUAGACUUCAUAGCUCAUCUGGUGUUGAUGGCUGUUUAUUUUUAAAGAAAUGAGCUGUAAUAGAUAACAAAUGUUGUCUCCAGUUUGGUUUAAAGUGUUUUACAGUAUUAUUUUUUGGCUUUAGUAUUCGAGAAGCCAUUUGUAUUCUUACAUUGUAGGUCUUAGUCUCUGACUAUAGAUGGGCAUAAUUUGUGUACUGAUGGUUCUACUAUGAAAAGUUAUGAAAAAAAUGAUACAGCAGAUGUUCAUAUAAAAAUAUGCUUAACAUCAAGGUAAAACAACAUUGUCAAAAUACUGUACAUACUAUCAUAAAGAAGAAAAGUAUACAGGCAGCUGAAAUUGAUUGUGUUCUGUGUAGAGUACUGAUAUCUUUCUGUAGAGACACUGCAAGCAGUUCACAUAUGAUGGGCUUUCAGUAACUAUGUCUAUCAAUUCACACUAAUGGUGGGCUUCCUGGGGGCAAUGUCUACUCUUGUGGUAUACAGUCAAUAGGAAUGAUGUUCAAUUUAGAAACAAAUCCCAUGAUGAUUGUUAUAGAGUAAAUUCUUCAUUUAACUGUAUAAUCUUGGGUUUGUAUUUGUAGUUUGUGAUGGUGACCUUAAAAGUUUUGGCAAUUAUAAAUGUCAGUUUAUAUGCAUUUUCUGAAAACCUUUGUUCUAACUAUUUUCAUGUAGCAUUCCAUUACUCCUACUGUAAAUACUCUACAAGCAUUUUAUUAAUCCAGAUGCUUUGGCAACCUGAUAUAAAAUUGUCAUGUUGUAAAAUUCAUUAAUUGAAAUAGUUAGAGAGCAAAGGUCUCUCACCCUGUUCCUAAGGAGCUAGAGUCCUGUAGGAUUUGUAUUAUGAUUUUAAUAGUGAUGAAAAAGACAUCUGAAUUACAUUUGAAAGACAUCUGAAGACAUUUUUUUACCUGUAAUUAACUAAGCAACAUAUUUGGCCAAUCAAGCAUUUCAAUAUACAACAACUCUUUAGGACCAGCGUUGCAGAUCUGUGGGCUCAUGUCCCCACCAAGUUAUUCAGAUUUGUCAUUCAAAUGGUCAGAUCUGUGUGUGAUUAAAAUGCCACAGAACACAUUAAAACAAUUUCCAAAGGUGUUUCGUGCUAUCUCUGUAUAAAAAAAACAAAAGCUCACAAAACUCUUACCAUGUCAAAUUCACAACACAUCAAACUCAAUACCAUUUAUAUCUUUCCACAUAGGUGUGCAUAUGUUCAAGUCCUAUAUGUAGAAUGUAGAAUUACACUCUGUCUAUUUUUUAGAUUUGAAAUGCACUACAGUAUCUGACUUAAAUGAAAAUGUAUAUAUAACUGCUAUUUGAAGAGAUUUAUUGGAAAAAUUCCUAUGCCCCUUUAUUUUGACCUUGUUAGAUUUUGAGCUGUUGUCAGAAAGCCACUUAAUUCUGGAAAUGUUGCAGCAACCUAGGACCUAUCCCAGAAGCAUAGGUGUAAGGCAGGACUACUUGGGCUACUGGAAUGCCACUCCAACGCAGUACUGAACUUCUUGUUUAUUAAAUUUAACACAGAGUGUAAAAAUGGCUAUGCUAAAAUACCAUCAGUUUGUGCCCCCAUAAAAAAAAA